This is a messenger RNA of Linum trigynum, 3990 nucleotides long. Lineage: Eukaryota; Viridiplantae; Streptophyta; Magnoliopsida; Malpighiales; Linaceae. The record is from the annotation of a GenBank genome assembly.
GUCCGUGAACUCAGUGUCAUCUCCAAAUGGCACUGCUUCACUUUCCAGGGUUCACGGUUUGUGCUCAUAGUUCACGGUCUUAGAGACCAUGAACUCCCUUGGCGUCAGUAACCUCUCAAACCUCGCUGGACGCCUCGAGGUUCAUGGUUUGUGGUUCCAGUUCACGGCCUUAGGAGACCGUGAACUCCAAUGCCAGACCGUGACCUGCAGCUGAUUUCUAGACGCCUGCGCUUCACUGUUAAGGGGCAAUUGUCACGGUCGCUACUUUGGAAUUUUCUUCAGUUUUUGCACUUCUUGACCUUCAAUCGUCCCAAAACUCGUCAUCGACCCUUCCACAUGUGCUAGGACCUGAAAUGUAUCAAAACAAGCACAACCUAGUGUGAAAUAUAUCGAGGGACGAUGAAAUACAAAGCCAAACGAUCAAGAAAUGAGGGGUAAAAUGUGUACAAUUGGACCCGAAUCACUUAGGUAAAGCAGUUCGUGUGGAUAGGGCAACGGAACUUGGGGCUCGAGGGAAAUAUGCUCAGGCUUCCGUUGAAGUUGACCUUACACAUCCGUUGAUCUCACUGUUCAGAAUAAAAGGAGUGAAGUUCUUGGUUCAGUGUGAAGGCUUAGAUGAUCUGCGUACGGAUUGCGGAACGUAUGGGAAGUCAAAGGGAAGGUGCCAUUGCAUACCAAGGUCGAUGGAGAUUGAGGAUAGUUUGGACGUGAGUACAUAUGAGAGGGAUGAUCCUAUGGAGGGUUAGACAUAUGGGGAGUGGAUGAAGGUGAAGCCUUGGUGACGAGGUCCGGUAAGAAAAGAGAAGAGUGGAUGGAAAGCUGAAGGAGGGAAACUCACAAACAGGUUCCAAGAGCUGGCUGAGGAUGUUUGGGUAACUGAGGCCGAGGAAAUAAGAAGUAAUGAGAAGGAGGAUGUGCAUGUGGAACGUAAACAGGACCAUGCAACGUUGGAAAAAAAAAGUCGAAUGAUUUAUCCCAGGAUGUGGCACCCAAUCUAUACCCGGUGGAUUCGGGUAACAAACUCCCCGUGACACCAAAGCCUUCUGAUAAGGUGAGCGCGAGCUCAUCAACUCAAGUGAAAGAGGUACAACAAGCAGUACAUGUUCCUAGCAAAGCUUACAAGGGUUUGCAACUAAAGGGGAGUGGGAGUAUGCCCUAGUGAAGGGAAGCGACGAGAAGAUAUUGGAACCGAAGAAAGGAGAAGGGACAUAGAGUAAGUCCAAGAAGGAACCUGAAGGGGUCUAGAGUCAAACAAAAACUGAUGGUGCAGGGAACCGAUCCCCUUCGAGUAAUAAAUGAGGUUACUAUGCUAUAACUGUUGCAGUAUGGAAAGCACCCGUGCAGUUAGAUCUCUGAAGUCGUUACUAUGACAUGCUCCCUCCCAGGUUGUUUUCCUAAUGGAGACUAAACAACUUCGGGAUGAGAAUGAGAAGACUAGGUUGGAAGUGGGCUUUAAAAAUGGUACAAGCUGGCCUUGUGAUGUAUCCAUGGUUGGGAGAGCGCGCGCGAGGGGGGUGGGCUAUCCAUGUGGUGGCUUGAAGAUGUGCAGGCGACGGUGAUGGCUGACUCUUUCAACUACAUUUAUCUUAGGGGUCGAGAAGAAGCCAAAGGAGGUUUGGCGGUUCCCAAGAGUCUACGGUUGGCCAGAGAGUCGAGAUAAACACCAUACUUUGCAACUGAUUUGUGAAUUAGCUUGAGUAUGGAAUGGACCAUGGAUUUGUGGUGGUGACCUCAACCAAAUCCUGUCUGAUGAAGAAAAGAAAGGAGGGAACUUAGGCAGAGUGGAGGAGAUGGGGUCUUUCACGGAUUGUUUGAUGGAGAUGGGUCUUAAGGACCUAGGUUUCCAUGGUUACCCUUAUACAUGGGAGAAUAGAAGUCGCGGUGGAAUGUACAUAGAGGAGAGAUUGGAUCGAUUUCUUGUGAAUGGGGCCUGGUGGGAGAUGCGACCGAUGGCACGUGUAUUGCACUUAGAUCAAAUGAGGUCAGACCAUCGCCCCAUAUCUUGUGAUACUUUGGGUGAUGAGGAUGUUGAUGUCCAGUGGGGUUGGUCCUUUCGGUUUAAACCACAUUGGGCUAAGCAUGAUGAGUGUGUGGAGAAGGUGAAGGAAGCCUAGAUUUCGAAUUCGGGAGAUGCUAUUUCCAAAAUUACAAAUGUUUAGACAGUGCUGGACUCCUGGAGCCGAGCUACUUUUUCAAAUUUCAAGCGGCAGAAGGACAAAAUCAAGAGGGCUCUGAAGGCCCUCGAACGCAGAGAUAAGACGGAUUGGGUCUUGAGCAGAGACGCAAGCUCGAAAAGGAAUUAGAGGAAAUAGAAAGUGACGAGGAACUCUUUUGGGCUCAACGAUCUCGGGCUGAUUGGCUAAGGGGUAGAGACAAAAAUACAAAUUUCUUCCAUUGCAAGGCAACAUCAAGACGACGCAGGAACACAAUUAGGAAAAUAAAGGAUGAAACGGGAGUAUGGUGGGGAGGUAACGAAGAGGUGUUAUAAUGUUUUAUGAAUUACUUUGUAAAACUCUUCACUGCAGGUGAUCGCCCGGAGUUGACGCCGGUCCUGGACUCGGUGGGAACUAGAGUCAGUGAUGAAAUGAAUGAAGGGCUCCUAAAGUCGAGUACCAGAGAGGAGUUGUAUGCUGCUCUGUGCCACAUGGGAAAGAGGAAGGCCGUCGGUGCCGACGGCAUGUCUGUUCUCUUCUUCCUCAAAUAUUGGCACAUAGUUGGAAAUGAAGUGACCGAGAUGUUGUUGGGUGUUAUUAAGAGUGAGACAAUGCACCAAGAGUUGGACCUUACCCUUUUGGCUCUGAUCCCCAAAUUCAGAGAUCCAACUAUGGCGAAAGAAUUCCGACCGAUUAGCAUCUAUAACGUUAUGUAUAAGAUGUUACCGAAGGCUUUGGCGAACAGACUAAAGGUCUUACUGGACAUGAUUAUUUCCCUGGAACAGAGUGCGUUUGUACCAGGGCGUUUCAUAGUGGAUAAUGUCAUGACAUCUUUUAAGUGUUUUCACACUAUGAAGAAGAAGACAAAAAAUAAGUAGGGAUAUCUAGCUUCAAAGACUGAUAUGGCGAAAGCUUAUGACAGGGUGGAAUAGUGGUUUUUGGAAGGAGUUAUGCGGAGAAUGGGUUUUGCAGAAGGUUGGAUUCGCCUUGUCAUGUUGUGUGUCCGCUCGGUGAUUUAUGCGGUUCUCGUCAACGGGCACAGAUCUCAGACUUUCGCUCCUAUCAGGGGUCUGCGACAAGGCGAUCCGCUAUUGCCAUACCUCUUUCUAUUGGUAGCGGAGGGUUUGUCGAGCUAUACCUCUUUGGCGGUUAGGCAGAAGCGAAUCCAUGGGUUGUCAGUGGCUAGGGGAGCGUCGGUGAUCUCUCAUCUUUUUUUCGCCGACGACUCUAUCUUUUUUGCUAGAGACACUAAAAAGAAGAGUCGGGAGUUGAGGAGGGUGCUCGCGGACUACGAGAGAGAAUAUUAAGCCUGAGGUGACGUCUGAGGUGACCUUUGGAGGGAAUGUUAAGCCUCACCAGCUAUUAAUUGCUAGUUCGACUUUGGGGAUGAAGGUGGUGGAGAAACAUAAUAAAUACCUAGGUUUGGUGAUAGAGGUUGACCGAUCGAAAAAGGAACUGUUCACUUUCCUAAAAGAUCGAAUCCAAAAGAAACUGUCGGGUUGGAAGGAAAAAGCAAUGUCAGAAAGCAGGGAGAGAGGUCCUGAUCAAGUCAGUGGCGUAGGCUCAAUUAACCUACACCAUGUCUGUGUUUAAGAUCCCGGAGGGGAUUCUUGAUGAAAUACAUGGUAUGAUAACGCGGUUCUGGUGGGGUCAAUGGGGAGAGGAGAGAAGGGUCCCGUGGGUGUCAAUAGAAGGUUUGAUGUGUACGAAGGAGCAAGGGGUAUUGGAUUAUGAGAUCUGCGCGACUUCAAUCAAACGAUGCUGGCUAGAAAGAUCUGGAACCUGUGGCAACGCUCGACAUCCCUGGUGGCGCAGAUAAUGAAGGCUAAGUAUUACA